AUGGACCGCAUAAACAACAGGAUUACAAGUCCUGUGAUGAUUGCUGCUCUCAGAUUCAAUAUAUUAAGACAAGCUACACUUUGCUGUGAUAUGUGUCGAAUCAAGCAGUGUCAUUCUCUCAACAUCCAGGAAGCCGCAGAGAUAGAGUGUUGUGGCUGCUACAUUCACCCUAACAUUGAAGCGAUGCCUGUGACAGCAACGAAGCCUAAUAAAGCUCACCCGUGGCGAAUAUACAUAUGGAAUGGUGCCUAUACACUGCAAGUCCCACUACCCAUUGUGCUAUGGGGUGUUUCAAAAGACAAGGAUGAUCCGGUGGCAGCUGCCCCGUUGGGGAAGCUUCAUCUGUACAUACCCAUCGCGGAAUCCAGGCACUUAGUUACAUUCACGGCGGCGCUGAGCGAAGGACCUCGCGAGCUGUACCACAAGAUGGAUUUCGGGACUGCUUUGAACUACGAAGCCUUGUGGCAAUGUGUGCUGUACGACUGCCAGGCGGCUCUCGAGCUUUCCGGGCAAGGAUAUGAGUUUAUUAUGCUGAUGGCAAGAGAUGAGGAUGUAGACGAUCUCAAAUCUGUGAUGCUUGUUAUCAGGCAUGGCGGGGAGGUCGUGGACCCCUUCAGCGAUGACCCACUGCUAAGGCGUGUUGUGAUACCACCGUACAUGUCAGAGCACGAAUACUUGUAUACAUCAGAAAACGUACGGGUAAGGUUUUCCUGCAGCACUGGCACUGGCUUUUAUAUUUUAUUCUACUGUCACAGGGAUUCGCCAUCCUAUGGUAUCCCCCAUUCCAUACACACCAUAGACAUAGACCUAAAUGACAGAGUGGUGAAAGAAAUUACCAUGGUGACACCACAUCACAGAUCUAAUAUCCUUCAUAGCCAAUGUUUCAGAUCAAAGGAGAAUAUCCAUGGUGUUGAGGUAGCCUCCGAGGGUUACUCGAUUGAGUUUAUUUAA
This is a messenger RNA of Aspergillus sclerotioniger CBS 115572, 951 nucleotides long. RefSeq lists its product as uncharacterized. Bases 1 to 951 code for a protein of 316 amino acids. The record is from RefSeq and is a predicted model, not a curated record. Lineage: Eukaryota; Fungi; Ascomycota; Eurotiomycetes; Eurotiales; Aspergillaceae. The transcript is spliced from 5 exons.